Molecule: messenger RNA, 758 nt
Organism: Camelina sativa (false flax)
Lineage: Eukaryota; Viridiplantae; Streptophyta; Magnoliopsida; Brassicales; Brassicaceae
Biological process (GO): thylakoid membrane organization; chloroplast organization
Cellular component (GO): chloroplast
Source: RefSeq, a predicted model, not a curated record
AAGACUUCGUCUAAUCUAGUUCCUUUCUUGUCCUUCUUGCUGCUUUAGGCAUGGCUAUGGCGGCGUCUGUUAUCCAAUCUUCUCCGCUCUCGUUCAAUUGUUGUAACAACGAAAAGCCGCGGAUUAAACAUAUCAUCAGGGUUCAUAGUUCCGGAAUCAAAACCAAAAACAAAGUCUCUCCAUUGAGUGCGGUGGGAUUGAGGUCAGGCCUUGGAAAUAGAAGGCAAUCUCUUUUGAUAUGCCAUUCGGCCAUUAACGCCAAAUGCAGUGAAGGACAAACACAGACCGUUACUCGAGAGUCACCGACUAUAACACAGGCUCCCGUCCACUCUAAGGAGAAAUCACCAAGCCUGGACGAUGGAGGAGACGGGUUCCCACCCCGAGAUGAUGGAGAUGGAGGUGGUGGAGGAGGAGGUGGAGGCAACUGGUCGGGUGGGUUCUUCUUCUUUGGUUUCCUGGCUUUCUUGGGUCUAUUGAAGGAUAAAGAGGGUGAGGAAGAUUAUCGAGGGAGCCGAAGGCGAUGAUAAAAUAUGGGUCAUUGGAUUAGUUUUGGUUGAGGCUACAGGUCUCAUUUUGUAUCUGUUUCGUUGAGUGGGGGAUGACUACAUAUGAUAUGCGUUGUGUUCAAGAGAAAAGACGGUUGAGUUAAACAAAACUUGUUACUUAAUGAUAACUCUUGAAAGUAUACAAACAAAUUCGAAAUUAUAGAGAUAAUAUAUAUUAUAUAGGCAAUAAAAUAUGGAUUAUUAUUGGGGACC